UCUUUAUUUUUUUUUUCUAUCCAAUUUCUCUAAAAGUCCAACAGCGACAACAUAAGUUUCUCUCUCUACAAUGGCGUGUCUAUAUAAAGCAAGGUCGUCGAUUCAUAACGACCAUCUCCAUUACUUCUCCAUAACCUUACAAGAAACUAAAACAGGAUAAGAUCUUCAGAUUCAACACUCCAAGAAACCUCCCAAUCGAACUAGCUAGUUUAGAUUCUUUAUUAUCUCGAGGAUGAAACUUAUUGAGAAGUCGAUGAACAAGACCAAGUUUAUGACUAUGCAAGAGGAGGAGGAAGACAGAGGUGAGGGUUUCCACAAGAUCGAGGUAGCUAUGAUUGACCGGAGCAACUUAUCUCCGCCGCCAGCUUCUGCUGCUACUGCUACUGCACCAUUGCGUGAGGUUUCCGGCGACCUGAUUCCACCGUUGAACUUUGCGAUGGUCGAUAACGGUAUCUUCCGGUCUGGUUUCCCGGACACAGCGAACUUCCCCUUCAUCAAGAGUCUUGGCCUUCACUCAAUCAUAUCUUUGUGUCCAGAGCCGUAUCCGGAGAACAACAUGCAAUUCCUCAAAUCCAAUGGAAUUAGUCUUUUCCAGUUUGGCAUUGACGGCUCCAAGACCAAGUGUCUGCCCGGAUUAGAGAACGAGGUUUGGUUGCAUAUUUGGGGUUCUAAGCAUCACAAAGAGGGUUCCUAUACAAAUGGAAAUUCGAAAACUUCGGAGCCAUUUGUAGAUAUCCUAGAUAAUAAAAUCCGUGAAGCACUCAAAGUCCUUCUUGAUGAGAAGAACCAUCCACUUUUGAUUCAUUGCAAACGAGGCAAGCAUAGAACCGGGUGUCUUGUUGGAUGCAUGAGGAAACUCCAGAAAUGGUGCUUGACAUCGAUAUUCGACGAAUACCAGCGAUUUGCAGCGGCCAAAGCUAGAGUUUCGGAUCAAAGGUUCAUGGAGUUGUUCGACGUUUCAAACUUAAAGCACAUUCCAAUGUCAUUCUCUUGCACCAGUAGUUAAAAUGAAAAACGUGAAGGUUAUUUGAUCAAUCGGUCAGUCCCUUGUUUUUCUCUACAUAGUUGAAUAACAAAAGGAGAGGAGAGAUUAUGAGUUAACCAGAGGAAUCAUCAUAUAUAUUCUUCUGGUUUUUGUUUUCUUUUCUUUUUCUCCUGAAUUAUAUAUAGAUAUAAAAAACAAAUAACAAUAAUAAUUGGAAGAAGAAAAAGAAUAGAUUCCUUUUCUUGUGAUUCUUUGUAAGCUAAUAAUGUAAUCGAUAUAUCUUAAUGUUCUCGAGACAGUGUAAUCAUUUAGCUAUAUAAAUAAUUAU
Camelina sativa (false flax) is the source of this 1313-nucleotide messenger RNA. Its product is annotated as inositol diphosphatase DSP2-like. Gene Ontology annotation, molecular function: phosphatase activity. Gene Ontology annotation, biological process: protein dephosphorylation. The record is from RefSeq and is a predicted model, not a curated record. Gene Ontology annotation, cellular component: cytoplasm. NCBI's taxonomy places the organism in Eukaryota, Viridiplantae, Streptophyta, Magnoliopsida, Brassicales, Brassicaceae.